Messenger RNA from Nomascus leucogenys (northern white-cheeked gibbon), 741 nucleotides. RefSeq names its product tripartite motif containing 73 (gene TRIM73). NCBI's taxonomy places the organism in Eukaryota, Metazoa, Chordata, Mammalia, Primates, Hylobatidae. Gene Ontology annotation, molecular function: zinc ion binding. The record is from RefSeq and is a predicted model, not a curated record.
AUGGCUUGGCAGGUGAGCCUGCCAGAGCUGGAGGACCGGCUUCAGUGUCCCAUCUGCCUGGAGGUCUUCAAGGAGACCCUGAUGCUACAGUGCGGCCACUCCUACUGCAAGGGCUGCCUGGUCUCCCUGUCCUGCCACCUGGACGCCGAGCUGCGCUGCCCCGUGUGCCGGCAGGCGGUGGACGGCAGCAGCUCCCCGCCCAACGUCUCCCUGGCCCGGGUGAUCGAAGCCCUGAGGCUCCCUGGGGACCCGGAGCCCAAGGUCUGCGUGCACCACCGGAACCCGCUCAGCCUCUUCUGCGAGAAGGACCAGGAGCUCAUCUGUGGCCUCUGCGGUCUGCUGGGCUCCCACCAACACCACCCGGUCACGCCCGCCUCCAGCUGCAUGAAGGAGGAGCUCGCAGCCCUCAUCUCUGAGCUGAAGCAGGAGCAGAAGGUGAUUGAGCUCAUCCCCAAACUGGUGAACAACUGGACCCGAAUCGUCAAUGAGUCGGAUGUCUUCAGCUGGGUGAUCCGCCGCGAGUUCCAGGAGCUGCACCACCUGGUGGACGAGGAGAAGGCCCGCUGCCUGGAGGGGAUAGGGGGUCACACCCGUGGCCUGGUGGCCUCCCUGGUCAUGCAGCUGGAGCAGGCCCAGGGAACCUGGGAGCGGCUGGCCCGAGCCGAGUGUGUGCUGGAACAGUUCGGCAAUGAGGACCACCACGAGUUCAUCCGGAAGUUCCACUCCAUGGCCUCCAGGUAA